AUGAUUUUCCUAAAUACGGUGGCAAUUUUAUGGGCUGUCAUUUUAGGGGGUUCAGUGUUAUACCAGGUCGUCAAAAAUCUCUUCUUAUCACCGCUGUCAAAGAUUCCGGGGCCAUUUUUCGCCAAAUUCACCACCAAAUGGUUGACCUUCAUAGAUCUUGCUGGGAAUCGAACUACAGCUUUACAUGAACUGCAUCGAGUUUAUGGCACAGCUGUGCGGAUAGCACCAAAUGAGAUUUCGUUCUCGGAUCCAGCAUCCAUCAAAGACAUCUAUGGUCAACAGACGACAUUCAUGAAAGCCCCAAUAUACGACACUAUGAGUGUACCACCAUUCGGAAUCUUUAGUAUGCGCAAUCGAGCAGAUCACUCACACAGACGGAGACUUCUUAGUCAUGCCUUUGCCCAAUCAUCACUUUUUGAGUCUGAGCCUCUGAUAAAGGACAAUGUAAAGGCAUUGAUCCGCCGUCUUGAUGAUCAACUGGGGAUGCCGGUGGACGUUAUGUCUCUGUUCAGGCUGCUAGCUUUUGACGUCGUUGGAGAGUUGUUUCUGGGUCAAUCGUUCGGCGGCCUCGCCUCAAAAGAGCCACCGCAGUUCCUUCACGAUAUGGAUUUACAUUUCAUGUGUUGCGCAAUAGAGGCUACUUCUCCUUUGUUGUACGCGGUGCUCUCACGCCUGCCUAUCCCUCCGCUCCAACAUUUCUUCAAAUCAAGAGAAAGGCUGGUUUUGUACGGGCAAGAAGCAUUAAGUUCAUACUUAUCUCAAUAUGGUCGAGAAUCUGGCAGAAAAGAUCUGCUUACAAAAGUGGUCGCAUUGAAAACGGAAACUGGUACUCCGCCACUUUCAGACAGAGAAACCUAUACGGAGAUUGGGAACCUCGUGGCAGCUGGAACCGAUACUACCAGCAUGACUCUUACAUACAUGUUCUGGCAGCUAGCAAAGAACCCUAGUUGGCAACAGCAGCUGCGGAGGGAGCUGCAAAGCCAUCUGGGCAAUGAACACGGAAUCAUACCAUCCUUCAAUGACGUGAAUCAACUUCCAAUACUCAACGCUACUAUACAUGAGGCACUCCGACUUCAUCCAGCCGCUCCUGCGAGUCUUCCACGGGAGACACCGAAAGGUGGGAAAGUACUGAAUGGCUAUUUCAUCCCCCAGAAGACCAUUGUCUCCAUGCAAUGCUACACAACGCAUCGUGAUCCAGAUACUUUUCCAGACCCCGAUAAUUUUGAUCCAGCUCGAUGGUUGGAUCCCGAGUCGGAAAAAAUGAGAGAUAUGUUCAUGCCAUUCUCGAAAGGACCGAGGGCAUGCUUGGGCAAGAACCUUGCCAUGAUGGAACUGAAGUUGACUACGGCUACACUAGUCAAGGACUACACGGUGAAAUUAGCUGCAUCCUGCACUGAUGAUAGUAUGGCUAUGACCGAUCAUUUCUUGAUUAUCCCAAAAGGUGGAAAAUGCGAAUUGCUGUUUUCGGUUGCGAAUCGCAAGGCAGGCUAA
Molecule: messenger RNA, 1491 nt
Organism: Exophiala bonariae
Lineage: Eukaryota; Fungi; Ascomycota; Eurotiomycetes; Chaetothyriales; Herpotrichiellaceae
Exons: 6
Coding region: 1-1491 (496 amino acids)
Molecular function (GO): monooxygenase activity; oxidoreductase activity, acting on paired donors, with incorporation or reduction of molecular oxygen; iron ion binding
Source: RefSeq, a predicted model, not a curated record